AUGGCUUUACUGAAGGGGGAGGUUAAAAAGAGCGGAAACCUAAAGGGAACAGUGCGGGGCCAGAUUAACAGGGCCACCCAACAGGUGAUAGAAGCGGUGGAGGAGCUCCGAGCGAUCACCCCCGAGGAGGAGCAACGCCGGCUCCGCGCGGAGAAUGCCAGACUAGCUAGAGAGCUGGAGCUGAUCCGCGCGGAGCUGCGUGCUUUCAAAGAAGCGUACUCGGAGUCGCAAAAGCGGUCAGAAGCGACUCCGAGGGAGGCUCCUCAGGCCCAGGAGGGGGUGGAGGCGAUUCUCAGGGGCGCUCUCGAAGAGAUGAGGCGCGAACUCCUAGAGUCAGUAGGCGGGAUGGUGAACGCCCGCCUACAAGACCUGGAGACGCGCCUCCCCCCUGAGCCGGUGGUCAGACCACCGCUCCAGGCGGACAAACAACAUCCGCCGCCGCCGCGCCCUGUAGUCAGGCCCAACCUGGCGACCAGUGCCCCUAAAAACGUGGAGACACGACCAGCCCAGGCCCCUGUAGCCAAAGCCAGGCCGGUCCCCAAACGGAGGAUCGCCCCUACAGCUGUACCGGCUGCCCCUCCCCCCCCUCCACCUGCUGGCGGAGGAGGGCGCGUAGGGAAAGCCGCGAAGGCUCAAGCCGGAGCCGCUGAACCCGCCCCCCAAACUCCUGGGGGUGAAGUUCAGUGGUCUAAGGUAGUCGGCCGCAAGGCAAAAAAGAAGAAAAAGGCUCCGGCCGGGGCCCCGCCUGCUGCGCCAGUUCACCCUAAUGGGGCGCAGCGGGUUCCCCCUCCCCCUAAAGCAGUAAAGAUAGUGGCCCCCAAGACGGCGGCCAUAACCGUCACCCUUAAACCGGGGGCCACGAUCACGACAGCAGAGGGACAAGUCUCUGAGGCCAAAUAUACUGACGUCUUGGCCAAGGCUAAGGCGUCGAUCUGCCUCAGAGACUUCGGCUUGGAGACGGUCAAAGUGCGGACCAGCAUGACCGGCUCCAAGCUGAUGGAAGUGGGGGGGAACACCCCAGAAGAGACGGCCGACCGCCUGGCUGCCGAACUGACUCGGGUCAUCGGCGGCUGGGCGGACAUCGCGCGUCCGUCCAAACUCGCAGACCUUCGGGUCUCGGGUUUGGACGAGACGGUUACGCGGGAGGAGGUGGCAGCCAAACUGGCAACAACCGGGGGCUGCCACCCUGAUACUGUCAAAGUGGGCCUAAUCAGGCCCAGCUUCUGGGGUGGGGGCUCUGCCCUAGUGAGGUGUCCGGCGGCGGCAGCGAAAGCCGUCGCUCAAAUAGGGAAGGUGGCCAUAGGAUGGAGCAUGGCCACCGUCACCGCGGUAAGGGCCCGGCCGCUACGCUGCUUCAAGUGUAUGCAGCUGGGCCACACCCGGGCCCUAUGCCCAUCGGAGGCAGAGGAUGGCCGCCUCUGCUUCCGAUGCGGCCAAGAAGGCCACAAGAGGGCUGCGUGCGAGGCACCUGUCAACUGCGCUGUGUGCCACAGGACAGGCUGCCCGCACGCACACGUGAUGGGGGGAGCUAAAUGCACCCCCUCUACUGUGAGGGGGAAGGCCCGCUCCAUCGGCCCUCCCCCUGCGCCACAAGCGCAACCGCCGGCCAGGCUGCAGCCGCAGCCUGAAGAGGAACGUAUGCAGGUGUCCUAA
Messenger RNA from Papilio machaon (common yellow swallowtail), 1653 nucleotides. RefSeq names its product zinc finger CCHC domain-containing protein 3-like. Lineage: Eukaryota; Metazoa; Arthropoda; Insecta; Lepidoptera; Papilionidae. The transcript has 2 exons. The record is from RefSeq and is a predicted model, not a curated record. Bases 1 to 1653 code for a protein of 550 amino acids. Gene Ontology annotation, molecular function: zinc ion binding; nucleic acid binding.